GCUGCUUCUGUGGUGCAGAAAACACAGUCUCUCCUUAGAACCUACAAGUAAUCAGUAGGAUUGGUGAGAAGGUUCUGUGUGCACCAUCAGCCUGGACUAUUGCGAUCCAGCAUCUUCUUUCCCUCCUAGGAUUUGUCAGACUGACCUCCUGUAGACUUGCAGAUCACAAACGAGACCUGUUACCAUAAAAUACCUGAUCUAGACCACAGGUAAGCCAGAGGACAAGCAGUGACCGCAGAACGGAUGUACAGAGGAGCUGGUGCGACAGAAUAAUGGGGAAUAUGGGAUGGAAGUGACCUCUUCCCUGGCUGCCGCUGCCGCUGAAAAAGCUGAUUCUGGGACAUUCUGGAUUCUGUCUUACAUGGAAGCACAGUCACAUUUUCCAUGAUUGGACAAGUCUUAGAUACGUGAAUAUACGUUAUGUGCAGAAGCAAACUUCAUGAGUCGGGCAGCUGCAAAUACCCAUGAUCCUCUACGCCUGUGUCGUGAGGCUACAGGACGGCCUCCCACUAUCGGCCUCCACAGAUUUCCACCCCAACAAGCAACUGCUGGAGUGCAAGAGAUGGGUGAAGAAGUUAUCUGUGACGCUGUCCCAGCGGCCUGCCAAAGGCACAGUCCGAGCCUGCGACCUCAGCAUACACUUCUGCUCGUCAGGUGACAUUUCCUCUCUCACCGUCUGCGCCAGCAGUUAUCCCUCAGCGGCAGCUUUCUGCUUCCUGGAAGAGCUGAUCUGGGAGUUCUCCUCAUCCUACAACAGCACCGCUAUAGCCCUGGCAUCCCGGCCCUAUGCCUUCCUGGAGUUUGAUAGUGUUAUUCAGCGCGUGAAGCACAACUUCAACUUUGUCGACAGCCCCCCGAUUCGCCUGGACCCCAGCCCCCCUCCCGUCUUUGUGAAGCUGGAAGAGGUGGCAGAAUUAAAUGGCAUCGCAAAUGGGCACACACCCGCACAUGUGCACUCAGCACCGAGUUGCAGAAUGGCCCCUGUGAGCGCGCUGGGCAUCCUGUCACUGACGCUCAACAUCAUGUGCAGCUCUCUGAGCCUCAUCCGAGGAGUCCACCUGGCCGAGUACUCCUUCCAGGAUGGAUAUGAAAAUGCAGGAAGAGUUUUGGCUUUUUUCACGGCCUUCACUGCAAACAUAUUACAGUGUCACCUGUAUCUUUUCUACUGCCCAGCACGGACCCUGAAAGCCUCCGGCCUGUUCUUACUGAUCUGCCUGUGUAACACGUACCUGUACGGACUGCGCAACCUGUGGCAGAUUCUUUUCCAUGUCUCUGUAGCUUUCCUCUCGGCGCAGCAGAUUCUGGCUAGAAAGCCACUGGACAGACACGAUGACUGUGGGGUGUGAGGACUGGACUCACUGCGGCUCAUUGACAUUCAUUAUUUUUAUCUCCAUACAUCACAAUACAAAAAAACUUCCUGUGGAUUGAUUCAAACUUCCGCUCAGCCACUUGUGUAAGUGUUAUGCAGGUUAGAGCAACUGUGUGUGGUAGCAUAUGUGCUGCUUACAAGCAUCACGUGGGUGACCGGAGCAACGGCAGGCAGAGGAGGCAGCUGCCUUGGGUGCAUAUAUGAUUUAGGACUCAGGUCUGAAGUUAAACGCAGUGUUUUCCUGCGUCACAGUAUUAGGAAGAAACAGGGUCUGUUUACACCUGUAAUUAGGAUAAUUGCCAGCUUUCCUGCAGCUUGUUAGAUCCAUGUAAUGCCAUCAGUACCCACAGAGGCCUAAACUGUAAAGAGGAGGUGGAUCAAACCUUGGAGAGAGCUAAAGCGGAGAAGUUGCAAAUAGCACCAAUCAGAUUGUAGCUAUCAUUUAUCGAGCACAAUCUACACAAUAACAGUUAAAAUCUGAUAGGUGCUUUGGGCAGCUUCUCCACUUUCUCUCUCUCUCAAAGGUUUGAUACAUAUCCCCCUGUGUUCCACAGCAUUGCAGCGACUUACGUCAUGUGAAACGGUGCAGGCCUAGAUUAGUUUUUGGUGUGUUAUUGUCAUGUUGUAUGCUGGUCGCCGGGAACCCAUGCGCCGGCAUACCAUACUACACCCAUCCGGUGUACUGUGAUUAUAAAUGGAAAAACCGAUUCAUCUUGUUCAUCCGUAGUCUAAUUACAUUGUUUAAUGCACCUUAUAUGAAAAAGCUAUGGUAGUGGUCAACUUCUGUGGAGUCACAGGGUGCAAUAUAAGAAGGGUGACCAAGGUUGCAGCUAGAGGUAGAUAUGUUUUUGAAGUAGGGAUGGGGCGUGGCCUCCUCUCUACAUCACAGCAGAGGUGUGGUCACAAACUUUCAGAGGCGGGCCUAGUGGCACAAGCACCUUGCUUCCCCCAGGAACACUUGCACUGCUGAAUACGCCAGCAGUCAGAGCCAAUGGCAGGGAGGGAGGGUGGGGGAGUGGGUACUAAUGGCCUGGGCUUUUUGGAGGGGCUAGGGUGGCCCCCCUCUUACCUGUCAGCUGGCAGCAGUCUCUUUCCCCACAAAGCACACACUGCUCUGUGCUUGUCUACUGCUCGUGCUGCCCCCUCCCGCUGGAUCUGACCCUGAUGUGCCAGUUAGUGCCAAAUUAAAGGUAGUUUGCACGUUUAUUUUUUAAAAGUAGGCAUGGCCACACCUCCAUGAUUAGGCCACACCCUCAUCAUUGCCAGGGCCAGGGCUAGCUGUCUACAGUCCAGCGGAUGUGGCACUUUCAUACCAUUAUACACUGACUGCAGGAGUAGGUGCAGGAAGAUGAGCAGCGACUUUGCGGGAAUAGAGAUGCUGGGGAGAGUAGAUGGGGGUCCACACAUGGGGACUGCACAAUAUCGAGGACUGGCCGAGGAUUCAGCUAAGGAGUGAAAUGUGUGUAUAAUACAGAUGUGCACACCUCAGCUCUAUUCCGUAUUAUGGAUCUGAUUCCGAGAUAUACGCAAAUUGAUGGUUUACGUACAUACCCGAUGUUUUCUGUACUGCACAUGUACAGAAUGGCUCCGGCAUUGUCAGAUGCAGCGCCCCUUAAGUCGCAGCCUGUCACUGCUUUGGGGCGGCGACGGGAAGCAUUUUCCAAAAUGGAGGCGUUUCACCUCUGUUUUUGUGGGAGUACCAAGGCCAGUGUCUGUGUCUUCCAAUGCAGAGUUACUGGCCUCUGCAGCGUGAGUUCCCCAGCCAUCCUGAGUAACGCAAGGGUUACUCACAUGGGCGAUGGUCAAGCUGGCAAAGGGGGUGUCUACUAAUACAAGACGCCUCCUGCAGAAUUACCAUAUUCUUACACAGCAGCUGCGUCCAAAGACUGCUGUGCUCACUGCGUCCAUCUCUGAAUCACAUCUUAUAUCUACUCCCUAAGCAGUAACUUUGUAAUACCCAUGUAUAUUUAAUCAAAGUCCUCCAAUUUACAGACUACCAAUCUGUAUGAUGAACACGGUCUUUAGCCUUUAGGAAGCAGCUAUUCUUUGCUCUCCUCUGCUCAUGCAUUCAGCCUUCCAUUCAGGGCCGGUUCCGGGGCUUCUUGCGGCCCGGGCGGCAUUAGGGGGCGUGGCUUCAUACAGGGGGCGUGGUCAGUUACGCCCCCUGUACUGUAGUAGGGUGUGCGGUGCGCGUUGACGUCAUCGCGCACC
This is a messenger RNA of Pseudophryne corroboree (corroboree frog), 3580 nucleotides long. It is a transcript of the gene SEC22C, whose product is annotated as SEC22 homolog C, vesicle trafficking protein. Lineage: Eukaryota; Metazoa; Chordata; Amphibia; Anura; Myobatrachidae. Gene Ontology annotation, biological process: endoplasmic reticulum to Golgi vesicle-mediated transport. The transcript has 8 exons. Gene Ontology annotation, cellular component: membrane. The record is from RefSeq and is a predicted model, not a curated record. The coding region runs from base 465 to 1346 and encodes 293 amino acids.